AUGAAUCAUGCUUUAACAAAAAAAUUUGAUAAAAUCUUGUCGAAAUUAUCUAAUAAACAUAAAGAUUCAAAAGUACAUAAUAGUGAUCCAACCGAUUGUCGUUAUUAUCAAGAUAAUAUACAAGUUGAUGGAGAUAAUGGAUUUCAACAAGAAUCAAUUUUACAUCGAAUGAAAAGUCAUCUUGGACAUACAAUGAAAACUGAACAACAACGUCCACAUCCUGAAGGUGUACCACCAUUUCAUGUUAUUUAUGAAGAUCUUAAAAAUUCACCAUUUAAAGUUUAUGGUUUACGUUUUGUUGUUUCUAUUACAGGCAAAGGUGGUCAAUUUAAUAUUGUCAAUUUAUUUUUAGCAAUUGGUUCGGGUAUUGGUUUUAUGGUUAUUGCUGGAAUUGUUUGUGAUGCUAUUCUUAUGUAUGUUCAUAGAUCUCGAGAGACAUAUAAACGAGGAAAAUUUAGUAUAUGUGAAGUUGAUAAUGAUGGAAUGAGAGCUCAAAUUUUAGAACAUUCACAUGCAUAA
Molecule: messenger RNA, 519 nt
Organism: Adineta steineri
Lineage: Eukaryota; Metazoa; Rotifera; Eurotatoria; Adinetida; Adinetidae
Source: the annotation of a GenBank genome assembly